CACUUAAAAAUGAGAAGUGGUCUCUAUAUAAAGAAACAAUCAUAGCAAGUUCAUAGCACUAAGACAUUAUAUAAAUUUAUUUCUUUUUUCUUUCUCAUGGCUGCCUUUACCAAUCAUUUCUCCUUCAUCUUCCUCCUUCUUACCCUCAUUUCUUUAUUGCAAAUCCAUGCUAGAGAAAGUCAAUUUUUUAACAAAAUCUCCAGCAACUACAAUGCUGAAAAAAAGACACAAGUAGUUUCCAACAAAGAACAAGAACCAAACUUCUUGUCUGAAAAUGAAAAUAAUGGGUAUGGCAUAUAUGGUCAUGAAUCUGGUCAACUUCCUUCAUUCACAACCACUACUAAUAAUAUAGAAAAAUCCUACAAAGAAAUCAAUCCCACCACCACCCCAACUAAUAAUAUUCCCAAUAGCAAAUACCUUUCCCAGAAUUACAACCCUGUGGCUUAUGUCACUGUCCUAAAGGACGACGAGAACUACAACAAUAACAAUGAGGAGUACAAAAAUACGGGCAAUAGUAACAACAAAAACAAUAACAAUGGGGAGUACUAUAAUGGUGGCAAUACUAACAACAACGAAGAGUAUUAUAAUGGUGGUACUACUACUACUAACAACAACAAUGAGAAGUACUAUAAUGGUGGUAGUACUAACAACAAUAACAACAGGGAGUACUACAAUGGUGGUAAUACUAACAACAUGAACAACAAUAACGGGGAGUACUAUUAUAGUGGUAGUACUAACAAUAUAAAUAACACCAACAUGGAGUAUUACAAUGGUGGCAAUACUAACAACGACAAAAAACAGUACUAUAAUGGUGGCAGUGCUAACAACAAUAACAACAACAACGUGUACUACAAUGGUGGCAGUACUAACAACAAUAAUAACUAUAACAACUAUAACAACAACAAUGAGCAGUACUACAAUAGUGGCAGUACUAACCAAUACAAUAACAACAACAACGAGGAGUACUACAAUGGUGGCAGUACUAACAGCAACAACAACAACAACAACAACGAGGAGUACUACAAUGGUUACAACAACAGAAACAACAACGAGGAGUACUACAAUGGUGGCAGUACUAAUAACAACAACAAGGAGUACUACAAUGGUGGCAGUACUAACCACUACAAUAACAACAACGAGGAGUACUACAAUGGUGGCAGUACUAACAGCAACAACAACAACAACAACGAGGAGUACUACAAUGGUUACAACAACAAAAACAACAACGAGGAGUACUACAAUGGUGGCAGUACUAACAACAACAACAAGGAGUACUACAACGGUUACAACAACAAAAACAACAACGAGGAGUACUACAAUGGUGGCAGUACUAAUAACAACAACAAGGAGUACUAUAAUGGUGGCAGUACUAACAACAACAACGAGAAGUACCACAAUGGUUAUAGUUUUAACUACUACAAUAACAACUACAAGGAGUACUACAAUGGUGGCAGUACUAACAACAACAACAAUAACAAGGAGUACUACAAUGGUGGCAGUACUAACAACAACAACAAUGAGUACUACAAUGAGAAAAUGCCUUGAACUUUUUCGAAUAGUUAAAAUAAAAGUUAAAGUGAAUAAAAUCAUGCUAUAUAAGUUUUAAUAAUCAUUGGUGUUGUCUUUCUCUUUUCUCACAUGUAAAGUUAUUUGUUA
This is a messenger RNA of Nicotiana attenuata, 1656 nucleotides long. RefSeq names its product probable serine/threonine-protein kinase clkA. The coding region runs from base 97 to 1545 and encodes 482 amino acids. The transcript has a single exon. The record is from RefSeq and is a predicted model, not a curated record. Lineage: Eukaryota; Viridiplantae; Streptophyta; Magnoliopsida; Solanales; Solanaceae.